Messenger RNA from Perkinsus marinus ATCC 50983, 4830 nucleotides. RefSeq names its product retrovirus polyprotein, putative. Gene Ontology annotation, molecular function: aspartic-type endopeptidase activity; zinc ion binding; nucleic acid binding. The coding region runs from base 1 to 4830 and encodes 1609 amino acids. NCBI's taxonomy places the organism in Eukaryota, Perkinsozoa, Perkinsida, Perkinsidae. The transcript has a single exon. The record is from RefSeq and is a predicted model, not a curated record. Gene Ontology annotation, biological process: DNA integration; proteolysis.
AUGAACAUAUCCCUAGCUCAGGGCCAGAAGAUUCUAUGUGAUCCCUUAUGCCGGUCUUCUUACACCGAUGCAGUGAAGGUCGUAUGGUCAGCCUUGGAGAGGCUCAGCGGACGCGAGAAGGAGAGGGAAUCCCUGUUGAGCGAAGGCCAGAGACUCGCACAACAGCCGGGAGAAGCCGUCAUGGCCUUCCUCUAUCGGGUCAACAGAUACAAGCAGAAGUGCGAGUUUGCAGGUGUUACUGCGGAUACUGCCCACUGGCUCUCCUUGGCCAGAGUAGGCAUGAGGGACGAGCUCUCGAAGAAGCUCAGUUAUUUGGUGAAUGUCGGGAAGCCGGAGGUAUCGUGGGACGAGUGGCUCGUUUCGAUGGAGCGCAUGGCUCCAGCAUCGGGGUCGCCAUCAGUUCGCUGUGUGGAGGCACACCAGGCGGUGGCCAGCUCUGAGGUUCAGGCGGUUCAGCCUUCAGGAACCAACACCAAAAAAAGUGGCUUUCGAGGUCGCUGCUUUUCUUGCAACCAAGUGGGACAUAUGAAGAGGGAGUGUCCCAAUAGGCGACAGUAUCGUGGACAGUUCGCGAAGGAAGCCAUGGCUGCGGAGGGUAUCGAGGAGGUCGAGGAUGGGAGACAGUCCAAGCCGGAAGCCGACGUGACAUCAUCGGGACAGGCGGAGGCCCAAGGGUCUGGGACUGCCAUCAAAAUCUCCAGCACUGCCUUUGCUGUCGAUUGUUACUCAGCGGUAUCAAGGGUUAACUCAUUCGCCUUAGGGGGCGAGGAUGAGAUUCCCCAGGUCACGCUUGGUUUUGGGUCGAUCCAUCAUAGCGCUCUGUUAGACACGGGGUCUUCCUGCUCGCUAAUAUCGGCGUCUUUAGUCACAGAGCUCGAGGGGCUAGACUGUGUGGUGCGCACUGGUGUUCCUGCGGUGAUAAUACGUUAUGCCAACGGCCAGGAGGAGCGAGCUAUGGGCGAGGCCAUCAUUCGCACGGUCAUGAGCGGUAGCGAAUGUUUCCUGCCAUUUCUCAUCGUUCCAAAACUAGGGAGGGAUGGAGGUAUCAUUCUUGGGCGCCGAGCACUGAGAUUACUGGGAAUGUGCAUCCAGUUCUCUCAAGACGCUCCCAAGGAGAGGGAAAAAUUGAGAAAAGCUUUCUCCUCUUUCUCCAGUCCUACAGAUGGAGGGAGGGAACUGACACCGGCAGAAGAGGGAGAGCUAUGCGCUCGCAUCGAUUGCUACUCCUCUACUGGCGAACUUUAUAUCGCUGACGACCCGGCGCUCGACCUGGCAGGUAGUCGUUCGUCCGCAGGAUCUCAAGAGGAAGUCUGCCGAGAUGCUCUGGACAUCAAGGUCGGCGAGUCGCUCGAUCGGGUCAGAGAGGAGUUGGCUGGUCGCAACCUAUCGGAGCUAUCCUCUGAAGACGUCGUUGGUAGAUUGCUAAGUGCAGUCGAGCAGGGUGGCCCUUUACCAUUAUCGGAUGGGUAUACCCUGCGGUUGGUGCCUGGGAGCGUUGACGGUCGCGAUUUCGAAGGCCAGAAGUUUCAGUUUGUGACGAGAUGGCAUCUGACAGAGCCAUCUAAGGAAACCAAGGGAUUCUGGUCCAGUGAGGGUAUGUUGCGGCGCUUAUCGGAGACCGAGCUGGAGGAGUUCGAGGCUCACUGUGAGGAGUAUUGCAAGAACGGCUGGUGGGUGCCAGAACAAGAGGCAUCAAAUCACUCGGAUGUGAAGUGCCCAUAUGGGACAAUUUUUCCGGUGAGGCAGGCGACUGACGAUGCUCAGGUAGCGGAAGCCAAGGCUGUUUGUAAGACAACGAAGACAAGGCCCGUCGCGGACUUGCGAUCCAUCAACUCUAUCAGUCCGAGGGUCAGCAAUGAGCAGAGCACAACGGCCGAAGCGGUCAGGGCGCUGAGAAGCUCGCUGAAGGAGGGAGACUCCGUUCGCCAGUACGAUCUCAGCCGCGCUUUUUACUGCAUAGGCAUAGAGCCUACUCUUUCCCACGGUGAGACUGUCCCUCUACGUUUGGCAGUCGGUCGGAAGCGUUUCGAAUGCAGGAGGCUUGCCUUUGGCCUAGCCUGCGGGCCCAUUGUUCUCCGAGGGAGCCAGCGUAUUCUGGUCAAGAUAGUCCACGCGGCGCGCUCUAUCUUGGGACACUCCGGUGAGGUCUCCAUCGAGCCAGUGAUGGACGAUUUCCUCAUUUGGGGAGACCCACAAUCCGUCGAGUCUGUCGAAGGACUUCUCUUGCUGGCCUGGAAAAUCUCAGGAUUCCAGUGCCCAGAUAGCAAAAGAACGUCUUGGGGAACCACGCCUUCUCGGUGGCUUGGCAGUCAUUGGGUCUGGAAUGGGCAGUUCCUACAACUUCAACGUCCGGAUGCAGCUGUUGUUGAUGGCGAAAGUGCCGACCACCUCACCAAGCGACGUGUCUUCCAGAUGGCCGGCAAGUACACGGAGAUCUCUGGCGGCGUGAACGAGAGUCUUGCUCGUGCCCAUGCAGACUGCGCCCGCGUUCUGGCCAGUGCGGCUUCUACUUGGGAUGACCUAGUGUCUGGGAAUGAGUGGUCUAAGCCCUGCCUGGUGCAUCUUGGGCUAGCCCGCCAAUACUGGGAGGCUGCCGCGGUGGAGGAUAAGGAGCUGAUGCUCUUCAGAGGCAUAAAGUGCGUCACGGCUGAAGUUGACGCCUCUGCUGCUGGAUAUGGCUUCUUCUGGAAAGAUUCCGAGUCGGGGCGAGUCAUCUACUCGGAGGCUAAGGUUCAGAGCAAGUCUAUGGCCAUAGGAUCUUGGCACUGCAACCGUAGGGAGCUGUUUGCCAUUGCGGCGUGUCUACGAAAGCUCGACGAGGCAUCCGUGUUGUUCAAGGACCUUUGUCGCAUUGAGGUGCUCACUGAUAGUCGUGUUGCCGUCAGCCAAGCUGAUCCUUGGCAUGUUCCUGCGUGUAAAAGCAUAGAGAAGCGUGCAAUCAUGCGCCUUCGUGGAGUUAUCGUGGAGGUGGCUCACGCCUUCGCAUGCUCCAAGCCUGCGGUAACGGUCGUCUUUGCUCAUCUGCCCGGUAAGCAUAAUACUAUUGCUGACGCUCUCUCUCGAGUUGCGCUCAGUCUGAAGUAUUUUAAGGUUAUGGAUGAGGACUCUGCUGUGUCGGUGGUGACAGCUUCCUGUUCGGCCGCGGAUGUGCACUCUUGGCUCUCUACCAAGCAAGCAGGAGUGCACUCGGUUCUGGCUUUUCGUCGCUGGGUAGAAUUGCGCUCUCUAUUCCGAGCAUGGCGGGGUGACUCUCCUCCUACGGUUGUCCAACCUUCCUUAUUCAGGGAGUUCCUGACCAUUCAACAGGAUAAGGAUGGAUUUUGUUCGAAGAUUGUCACCCAUUUAGAUGAUCAGGGGCGUUCUCUGGUGCCGGGCUUACCCUACGCCUUCGAGCUCCGGGACGGGCUGCUCUAUCGAGUUCGUCCGAAUGUUCCUAUUGAUGAGGGACCACGUAAGCAGUUGGUUAUACCACACCACCUGAUCAUGGACUUUGCACAAGCUGUACACCGAGAGUCUGGUCACUCUGGCUUGACGUCUACCUUAGCUGCAUUAUAUAGUGUAGCUUGGGCUCCAGGGUUGCGGAAGCUCGUCCGUAAGGCUCUGCGCGGUUGCCUCAGCUGUGCCCUGACUCGCGAUAAUGGUACCCGAGCACAGAUUUCCUAUGGUGCAAGCAGGAUACCCUUGGCCCCGUUCGACUGUGUGGGCAUCGACCUGUACGGGCCCAUUCGUCGGCCCUGUGGUGCGGGCACCGAUACUCGAUUCCCGCAAGGGGGCGAUGAGGAUGAGACUAGCCAGAAGGACGGCCAACAGGUGUUGAGUGUUAUCGAUAGAUUAACCGGCUAUUGUUCCUUCUAUCUCCUCGACAACGGCCGAGCCAAGGGCAUUGCUGAUACUUUAGAGGCUCACUUUUGGCGUUUCGGGAAGUGGCCUCGAGAGCUCUGGUGUGACAAUGCUAAGAGUUUUGUCGAAGCCACUCCGCUAGUCAGUUUCCUGCUGAUGAUUGGAUGUCAGCUGAAGACCAUCCCCGCCUAUACGCCACAGUGUGGAUUUUGGGAGAGAAGGCAUAGAGAGGUCUCAGAGACUCUACGCUCCUGUCUUCAUGUUCAUCCACAGGCCAGCUGGCGUUGGCUUAUCACGAUUGCUGAGGCGAGAGCCAAUUCCGUUAGUGGUGCUCAUGAGAGGCUUUUUGGCUGGAAACCUCAGAGUCCAGUGGUGGGAGCUCUGUCUGCCGAGAUAGCUGGCCCCCUAAAGGUGCCCCGAAAUUUUCGUGGUGGUGAACAGGCGGCCAAAGCCGAAGCUAGAGCUCGCGCCAGGCAGCGUGACGACAUUCUGCAGGUCUUCGCAGAGGAGUGGUUGCAGGCCCGCGAGAGUCUUGCUUCCGAGUUCACAGCCAAGAUUCACAAGCGAGGAGGUUCUGCCGAAGUCAAGGUUGGCGACCAGGUUAUUCUCUUCAAACCUGGAAAUAUUAAGGGAUUGAAGUUGUCCCCUAGGGCUACAGGCCCUUACGAGGUCAUGAAGAAGGUGAGUAGUCAAUGUUAUGAGAUUCGUCUGGGUACUAGAGGCUCUAGCUCUAAGCCUCCGAGGUCUUGGAUGGUCCAUGCAUCCAGGAUUCGUAAGUUCGAGCCCGUCGGCGAGGGCCCAGCUGAUUCUGCGGUCGAUCCCUAUGCUUCUGAGUCGUCGGAUAAUAUCUGCCCUAGCUGCAGGGAAGCCCAUGUCGGUACACUCGUCUGUUGUGACGGUUGCGAUCGUUGGUUCCACGUGGACUGUACGGAUUACGAUGGUCAACAACAAUUUUGGUACUGUAACUUCUGUGGCGCGGCACGAGAGUGA